Messenger RNA from Cladocopium goreaui, 5193 nucleotides. NCBI's taxonomy places the organism in Eukaryota, Dinophyceae, Suessiales, Symbiodiniaceae. The record is from the annotation of a GenBank genome assembly.
AUGCGUCUGGAACCAUUUGAAGCUGGACGAUGGCAACAACCACGCCGCUUGAGACACUUUGAUCUCACUUUGAGGGGUGACACUGCUGGUGGCAGCGACAGCUCGUCAGAUGAUGAGCCAGUGCAAUUGCCAAUUGGUCUUGGCGAGACAGCUGAAAAGGAAGCCGAGACUUCUUCUCAAUCCUGCGAAGUCCUUCAUGAGACUGGUGAUGAAGGCUCGGGUCGGUUGGCUAGCAGCGAGCUGGUGGUAGGUGGAUCGGACGGCGAAGGCUCACAGGCCAUGCUGCUAGCCUCGGAUGCAGAAGGUGGUGACACCGGUAAUGCCAGUGGUGCUCAGGGAUCUGUGGUGUAUGGGAAGCUGAGCCAAAUUCAUGGAGAGCCUUCAGUAGAUGCGUUUGCCGCUGACUUUGUGGCGAACCCCGGAUUCUCAGAACUUCGUUUGAAGCUAGCCGACACCCUGCGGCAAGUUGAUACCAUCAUGGGCAGCCUCUUCACGGGAUGGGCUGUUUUGGAAAUGGUGGUUGACACUCUGCAGAACAAGUGGAACUCUUCAUGUUCCACCCCGGAUGAUGCUGUCAUGAAGGUGGACUUCUGCUUCAUGGCCGAGAUCGACAAGGGCAAGCAGCGAUACUUGGCCCAGAGGUUCCCCCAUACGAUCAUGUUCCAGGAUGUGUCUGACCUGCACAAGACACAUGCUCGAACUUGGGAUGGUGGAGCGGCGAAAGUUCCAAAGGGCUACCUUGGGGUGGAGAAAUACGCACAGCAGUAUCGACCCACCAUGCUUCUGCUGGAAAACGUGGCCACCCUUUUCCAGAAACGAAAGAUUGAAGGAUAUGCGGCCCCGUAUGACAUCAUCAAGCGUCGGCUGGAGGCCUUGGGAUACCAUGUGGCAGCAGGGCUCUACAACACGGUUGACUUUGGCUUGCCCCAGCAAAGGAACCGGGCCUGGAUCCUUUGCCACUUGCAAUCUGAUGUCAAAGUCCCAGCUCAUGUAGUUACCUCGGAUGUCAACCAGUUUCGGCGGCUGUAUGUCACCAUGCGGUACUGCGUGGACUUCACCAUAGAUGGUCAGCCCCCAAAAAAAUCAGGUACCUUACAAGAUGGGAAGGGUGACCCGAAAUGGCUUGCUGGCUAUGCUGAACAAUGCGAGAUCUAUGGGAAGGCAACUUUGGAGAAGCGGGUCAAGCAGCUAAAGGCGCUGGCGUUGGGAUGCAGCAACCGGGAGAUUUGCAUUCUGGCAGUGGCAGUCGAAGAUCUGCAUGUCAACCGGGGUGUGGAUGCCAUGAAGCAGUUGAUCAUCAUUCAGGACCAAAACUUCGACCGCGCUACCUAUCCCAAGUCCGAUGUCUACACAACUACGUGCGUGAUCCCGGGAGGGAAAUACGUGGCCACUGGCCCAGGGGGCUUUCGAAUCCUUUCACCCAAGGAACUUGCACGCCUUCAAGGCAUUGGAUCCGUGGAAUGGGUCAAGUAUCGCAUGGCGGAGGAAUCUGUUCAGUGUCCCAGUGCACCUCGCAGCGUUGGUCGCCAUUUUGGCCAACUGGAGACCACGUCCUUGAUGGCCGAGGCACAACCUUUAGGCAGCUUCUACGUAGAAUCCAAGGCUAUGCCGCCCAAAAAAAAGGCAAAGACCUCGAAUGCCAAGUUGAACAUCCCCCGAGAUGUCUCCGACGUCGCUCCAGGGCGCAUCAGUUUGAAAGACUGGAUCACCAUGGUCCACCAAGGCCGCCACGGCUUUCCUGAGAAGCGCAAGUUUCCAUUGAAUGAGGGUGGCUCUUUCUUGGACAUUGUCCAACGAUGUUUUUGUGACCAGGAUGCCAUGAUUUCUGAUAGCUUGGACCUUGUCAAAAAGCUGGGCAUCAUGGACAGUUCUAGUACCGAUGAAGAUUUCAUGAACAAGUACCUGAAAAUGCAGGAGUUUCCACCUACACCUGGCACCUUUUUCCGGACCUCGAUCUUGCAGUGGAGCUUCGCUGGCAAGAGCUUCUGGAGGCUUCCAGACAUGGCCACCGUGAUGGACAUCGCGAAGUCAAUCGCGAUGGUCGGCUGGCGAGAUGGUGAGAGCAUCGGCAUGCGCUUAGCGCCUGGGGAUAGCGAUGAUGUGGGGGAGUAUGUCCAGGGCAUGCUUCACUUCGAUGACGGGGGCAUGAGAGGACUUGCAUGCGCUCUGGUGUGGUGCGGGAUGAUGCAUCAUGGCCAAAGCAUCAAAGAUGAGGAGUUUGUGAGCCCUUCCAUGGCUGAUCUGGCGCGAAGCCUACUUCAAAUUCCUACCUUCUACAAGAGUCAAACUCAUGACGAAGCUGCUGACAUGAUCCGGAGGAUAGUGAAACAGAACGUGGACGCGAAGAAACAAUCUGUCAGCUCAUACGAGUGGAGCCUUAUUUUGCGAGGCUUGUUGUCGAGUGCCAGCAGGAAAGCCACGUCGUCGGUGUCGAUGCAGGAGGCCAUCGAGCUCUAUAACGCGAACCCCGAGGUCGCAGCUCACGGGGGCACUUCAAAGGACAAAGCUGGCAGCGGAAGCUUGAUGUUGGACUCGAAGAAGCAGCACCAGAUCAAACACUGGCUUGAACAAACUGCUGAUGCGGCCCAUGAGCAAGUUGCCAUCUCGUUGCGGGAUGAUCCGUUUCAAUUUGGUCCUUGGGGUGAUCAGCUCAGCAUGUACAAGUUUCUCUUCCUAGACUCUACUGCUGGGCUGUCUGCAUUGACCAUGUCUGACUUGGCUCCUGCUGCGAAUGAGCCAACUGUCUCGGUGAACUGGGCUUUGCCGAUGUCCGGUGCUGCACAGGGCAUCUUGUUUCAAAGGAUUCGCAAGCAAUUUGAAAGAGCCACAGCGAUCAUCGCUGAACCGCAAGAUCGAAAACGCUACCGGAUGGCGGAGGAGGACCUUCUGAACCUUCGCAAUUUAGUGUGUUUGUGGCAGCAAAUCAAAGUGUUCUGCUCUACACGGGUGGGAAACUACACUGAGCUGGAAAGCGCCAUUUGCAAUGGCAAUUCCAAGGAUCAUGAACUACAAGUGCUACUGGAUGCGCGUCCAGCUCAGUUCGCCGUGUCGAUGCUUCCCUGCGCCCAAAAGGAAGCCUUGCAAGCUGCCAGAUCCCAAGAGGAAGGAGCGACCAUGGAAGUUGAAAAAGAACGCCUUGCUGUUCGUGAAGCUCGGUGGGCUUUCUUCAAGAACGCUCUGCAAAGGGAUCAGGAGAAGCUACGCUUGGCUGAGGAUGCCCCUGCCAAGUUGGAAUCGCUCAAGCACCGCAAGCAGAUCGCUUGGAAGUUGGAGCAAGCGAAGAUUGGCGAGAAGGUGGUCAAAUCCUACCGGGAGAAGUACUUGCGGACUGACUUGGUCUCCAAGCCAGAGCUGGUGCAGCAAAAGGUGAACGAGUACAGAUCUUUUGUGGCCCAAUGUGCUGGGUGCAAAGCUGACCAAGACCUGUUCAUGGUGGUGGUGGUUGACCUCAACGUCCCCGGUGCCAAGAACAGCGAGACGCUGAAUGAUCUCUGCAGUUCUGUCCAAUUCGCAAACGACUUGGCACCGGCUCGCACUGUGGCUAUGAUCGAGCUACCUGAGAUUGCGAAGAAGAGCAGCAAGCGUGGCCUAGCUGACGAGGAGAACGAGCUGCAGACUAGCCUAUGGGCCCUGAGACAAAGCUGUGACGUUCGAUGGAUUUGCCCAUUCAACGUCCACCCGAGUGCGGACGCGCAAACCAAUCGAAGGCGUUUCAACUCUGGCCGCCUCGUCUGCAAUUUGGACGCUGUUGAUGAGAACCCCUUCAUUUGCAAUUCUGAACUUGGCCUUUGUGGACGACCGGUCCAGCUUGACACCGAGAUCACUUUGCCCCUUUCCAAGGACAUGAUCCUCCCGGAGUCCUUGGACCCUGAGUCGGAUCUCAAGCAGGCGGAAAGACAACGACCCAGCAGUGAGGCGUGUCAGGCCCAGAAGGGAACCAAGAGGUGGUCAGCUUUGCUGGCAUCCUUGUUGACCGCAUCCGGCGAUGUCCUCAAGAACAAGCCCUGCAUCAUCCUCAACCUCACUGGCUACAUUGAGGAUGUUGGAUGUGCAGUUUUCGAGAUGCGACUGGCCAACCAAGAGCUCAAGGGUGGCUUCCGCACGGAAAACCUGUACUACCAUUCUGUUCAAUGGAUUAUGAAGGACCGCUUCGGCCAUGCCAGACUUACUCGAGAAGUCACUGAUGCUUGGACCAGCCGCAGGUUUGAGUACGGGGGGAACAAGUUCAGCUUGGAUGCGCCAGAGCUGAGCAAUGAGGAGGUGGACAGCAUCCCCGGGGCCAAAGCGGCAUUGGGAAACCUGGACAGCCUCAAGUUCGAGAUUCUUGAGCGCAGUGGUGAGAAGAUGGUCAUCAAACCGGACGAGCACAAGUACUGGAGCUCCCAAACGGGGAACAUCCUUCAAGAGUAUGAGGCCCUUCGGGACAAGCACAUGGCUUUGGUUGGGAACACAUCAGCUGUGGUCACCGCCACUGGUGAAGUUCCAACUUCAACCUCUGCUGAUGCCUCGCCGGCCUCAAUUGAGCUUGAAUCGAUUGCCAAGCUGGAUGAAUGCCAUCAAGGCAUCGAGGUGCGCACAGCCAGUGAAUGCGCCGCAAUUGAGCUGAUCUUGGCCAAAGACAAGUCUGUUUGGUUGGUGGCUAGCCAGAACAAAACCAUCAGCAAACACACUGUUCUUGGAGGGUUUGGUACCGGUCAGUGGAUGCCUGCUGCUGAUUGUACUGAGCCUGGUGUGCCAUUUGCAUGCCCUGAUGGUGACAAAUGCUUGGUCCAACUGGAUGAGACUUCGUUUGCUCAAGAGGCCCAGGGGUACCAGACUCUGUCUUUGUACAAGCUGUUGCUCCGAGCGGAAACGGAGAAACACAUUACCUCACACCGGUUGUCGUUCCUGGAGGUGAAGAGGAAGGCAUCGGUUGAGGCCGGUGAAGAUGGCUUUGAGAUUACCAUCAAGAACCCUAUGACCUUUUGGUGCUUGUGGGAUCCCCGAGGUCAAGCUGAUCGAACUGAUGAACGCAUCACCUCCAAGAACUUCUUUUCCAAAUGCUUGGGACCUCAACUACCCCAGGAAGUUGCCAUGACAGUGUUUCGCUACAGGUUCGAGCGGGUUGGGCAAAACUUCAAGAUCCAGCGCCCCUACAUGAUCACCGCCCGCGGCAUCACACUUCAAAAGGACAAGCCUCUGAAGCUGACUUAG